AUGGGUCUCUCUCUGGUCGAGAUUGUGACUCGUGCGAAGGGGUCUGCUAGCACGUACUGCAAGAUUUGUAAGGGUGGAAGAACGCUUUCUGUUGGAAUGACGAAGAAGCUGAGAUCAACUGGCACGACAGUUAUUGUUCAAGACAUAUUCUUCAACCAACCAGUCAGGCGACAGCUAGUGGAGAAGAACUUAUCCAAGGAGAUUCAGAGCAUCAGGGACAGAGUUGGUCAUUUGGCGUUCAUGUAUCCACAAGUUUCAUUUUUGGUGGCGGAUGCUGCUAGGAGCAAGGCUCUGCUAUCAUUGUCUGGUGGAAGGUCCGUGGGCUCCAGUGUAAAAGAUGUGUUUGGAGCUGCCAUUUUCGAGUCAAUGAAAGAGAUUGGCUAUCAGAAGGGUGACUUGAGACUGUCUGGCUUCAUCUCACAGCUUGUGCAACACGAGUCCUCAAGAGAUAUACAAUACCUAUACAUUAACAAGCGGCUGGUGAAGAACACUCGAUUUCACAAGUUGAUGAAUUCCAGCUUCAACACAUCGCUCAGCUUGCUCUCAGAAGCUGAAACAGGCGCCGGGUUAAAUGGUUUUCAGGACUUGAUGUUUGUUGUUAACCUGUCAUGCCCACGGUCCUCCUAUGACAUCACAUUCGAGCCUACAAAGACAUACGUGGAGUUUAAGAACUGGAAGGUUGUUUUGGAGUUUCUUCAAGAGGUCUUGCGUGACGUGUGGCCAUCCAACAAAUCGCCUUUGGCGGAAUCAGGCCCGAUGAUGCAACCGAGGAAGAAGAAAAGUCAGAAGCCAUGGCAGAAAACUGAUCCCACUUAUCGGCCAAGCCAUCCUAUUGCGUUGUCCAGCAAAUCAAGCAAGCACACACAUGGUACCAGCCACCUGCUUCUUAUUGAAGAAUCAGGUGAAACGUCACAUGAAGAAGGUCCGGGGUCGGCGUACAAAGUCAAUCGGUUAAAAUCCACAAGCAAUCUGCGUUCCAGGGCUUGUCAAGCCAACAUCACAACGAGAGAGAGCAGAUACGAAGAGAACACUGACCAAGCUAGGGCGUCCACUUUGCAUGUGGAUCUUGACAACUCAAGCGAGUGCACACCGCGGUCCUUCUCUCAGCAGCACGAUCAUUGUCCAGAACUUUCUCCAUUUGCAUCAGCAAAAGACUCGUUUCUUCUGCCUACAGUAGCGAAAGGGAAUUCGAGUAGGCCUACAAAAGAUCAUGACACGGAGUUUCCUGCUUCCAAUCCGCUUGACUGGUCCCUGGAUCUACGGCUGCACCCAGAUGAGAUGGACCUAGAGACUUCACGGUGCCUCUUUGGAAGAACAGGCCAGGAUGAUCAACAAUCUCCGGAGCCCAUGCCAAAGCGAAGAAAGAAAGUAUCACUGGAAGAAAGACGUCAUUCUGAAGGCGAUGGACUUUCACAUUGGCCGUGCAUGCUUGAUCCAGAAAUGGUAUCAGAUGACUUGUUGCUGGCUGGCAUGGAGGAUAUCCAGGGCAUUCAGCCGCAAAGAUCGAUGAAUGGGUACAGCGAUUCAGCCUCGCUGAAGAUUGCGCCUGAUUUUCCUGCUGUUGGUUCGCUCGAGUUCCAAAAAGCUGUCGAGCUCAUUGAUCCGCUUAUUGAAACCCAGACGGACCCAGCAAGAAAAUCGCAGCAAUGUGCAACGGAGUUGGACAAGCAGAAGUCAUGGGGUCUGGUUGCCUGUGGAGGUGCAUCUGAGACAGCAAAAUCAGCAAAGAAAAGUUAUCAGGAGCAUGGCUUGACCCGUGGAGCUCUGGCUGCUUCGCCUUUGGUGAUUGCAGAGGAAACAGGCAACAAGCCGAAGGAUGCAUGUGCAUUGUCUAUGGCUGAGAAGACUGCUGGACCAGUGGAUCGGAGAGAAGAAUCCGUACCAGCACCAGCGCAUCUGGCUAUUGUAGAAGCUCAUCACGCUGAUGAAGUAGCAGGCUGUUGUUGCUCAUCCAAGUGGAGAGAUGGGCAUGCGCCUGCAUGCACUGAUAAGAACGAUCCAGGCUUGACAAAGUCUGUGAAGGAAAUGUACAAGCAUUGGUGCAAGACCAGCCUUGGCGAGAAGGAAGAGGUGGAGCCAGAAAUUCUUGACUUACAGACACUGGCUUCCAGGUCCAUGCAGUUUGAUAGUCACAGAAGGCAACGUCGCCCCCUGAUUCCAACCUCUGUUUCCAAAGAGACUCUGCUUCAGGCAAAGUGCUUGAAGCAGGUGGAUGGGAAGUUCCUGAUUGCCACUUCUGGCUCAACCCUGGUGGCCAUUGAUCAGCAUGCGGCAGAUGAAAGGGUUUGUCUCGAGGAGCUACGCAAGGAGGUUUUGGAGAAUCAGUCAGCCGUGGUGCCACUGCUCCUUGAUACACCCUCUGACUUGCCAAUCACAGCUGGGCAAGAAGGGUGCCUGAGGUCAUAUAAAAGGCAAAUAGAACGAUGGGGAUGGCGUUUUAAGCUCUCUACAACAGGUGACGCAGAAAAAUCUUUCAGCACACAUCGUUCGACUCAAAUGGGAGCUGAUGCUAUGGCUAUGCUUAGCCAAUCAAGGCGUCCAGGAAAAUCUCAGUGCACGCCCUCUCGACUUAUUGUACUCGCGGUUCCACACUUGCUGGGCACCUCUCUACGUGCAGAAGACAUCCUCGACUACUUGCUGCAGGUAAUUGGACGUGCCAUCAUGUUUGGAGACAUGCUGAAGCUAUCUGAGAGCUCCCAGCUCAUUGAAUGUUUGAAGCACACACAGCUGCCCUUCCAGUGUGCACACGGGAGGCCAACCAUGGUUCCACUUGUGGACCUUGAAGAGCUGAAGCGAUUGGUUGAAGGCAUCGAGUUGCAGGGCAACCAGAAGGAGUUGGUGAGGACUUGCGUCUAG
Closterium sp. Naga37s-1 is the source of this 2856-nucleotide messenger RNA. Lineage: Eukaryota; Viridiplantae; Streptophyta; Zygnematophyceae; Desmidiales; Closteriaceae. The record is from the annotation of a GenBank genome assembly.